This is a messenger RNA of Ylistrum balloti, 1509 nucleotides long. Its product is annotated as cytochrome P450 1A1-like. Gene Ontology annotation, molecular function: steroid 17-alpha-monooxygenase activity; heme binding; iron ion binding. The coding region runs from base 1 to 1509 and encodes 502 amino acids. The record is from RefSeq and is a predicted model, not a curated record. Gene Ontology annotation, biological process: progesterone metabolic process; hormone biosynthetic process. The transcript has a single exon. Lineage: Eukaryota; Metazoa; Mollusca; Bivalvia; Pectinida; Pectinidae.
AUGGCGUUUAUUCCAGGGACACUGGUUUGUUGUUUGUCUGUAUCACCGAUUGUUAUGCUCGGAUGUGUAAUAGUAUUUUCGUUGGUUUGGGCAUCUAGGAACCGGAAAUCGGCCUCCACGGCACCUGGUCCGUUUCCUUGGCCUCUUAUCGGAAAUUUGGCAAGUCUUGGUAAAAAGCCUCAUGAAUAUCUAACACAACUUCGAGCGAAGUAUGGAGAUGUGUUUCAAAUCACAAUGGGAAGUACUCCGACUAUAGUAUUGAAUGGUCUUAAAACGAUUCGGUCGGCCAUGAUUAAACAAGCCGAAGACUUUGCGGGUCGACCUGACUUUUAUUCCUUCAAAUUUAUAGCCAACGGUAACAGUAUGGGAUUUGGAGAUUUCGGACCUCGAUGGAAAAUGCAUCGCCGAAUUGCCCAAAACUCUCUGGCCCUUUUCACCAAUAAACGGAACAACCCAAUAGAAAUGGCCAUAGCGUCGGAGGCAGACGUACUAACCAGCAAUCUCAUAGCCUCCGAUGGCGCGCCGUUCAAUCCCCACAACGAGAUCUACCUGUCAGUUGGUAACAUUAUCUGUGCUCUGUGUUUCGGUAAACGUUACCAGCGGGACGAUGAGGAUUUCACUCAUUUAAUAAAAAUGAAUGAUGAAUUUAUGGCAUUCGCAGGUGCUGGCAACCCCGUCGACAUCAUGCCGUGGAUGAGACAUUUCACUAAAGGUUCGUUCAAAAAGUUUAUUGGUAUCUUGGACACCAUGAACAAAUUUAGCUUGAAGAAACGACAGGAACAUUUAGACACGUAUGACGCGUCUCAAAUGCGGGAUAUAACCGACGCCCUUAUCAAAGCAACCCACGAUAUCCCAGAGGAAGAAAAGGAGGCCGUCGGACUUACGAACGAGCACAUCCUAACAACGGUUCAAGAACUGAUUGGUGCAGGAUUCGACACCAUCGCCAGUAGUCUACAGUGGUCAGUGUUAUUCAUGGCCACGCAUCCGGAUGUUCAGGAAGCUGCGCACGCAGAAAUCCGAGAGAAAGUCGGUCUCCGGCAAAUUUCGUUUGACGAUAUAGAAAAUCUGCCAUACAUUGAGGCAUGUCUUUUCGAGACUAUGCGUCACUCAUGCAUCUUUCCCUUCGCAUUGCCACACAGCACAACCCGGGAUACUGUCCUUGACGGACAUUUCAUCAGAGCAAAUACUCUGGUAUUCGUCAAUCUGUGGUCUGUCAAUCGUGACCCGGAAGUGUUUAAUAACCCCAAUAAAUUUGACCCUUCAAGAUUUUUAGAUUCUCAAGGAAAUGUUGACAAGACCAUGACUGACAUGUUCCUUCCGUUCGGCGCAGGAAGACGAAAAUGUCCAGGAGAACAACUUGCAAGGAUGGAGCUGUUUAUGUUUUUCGCAUCAAUGAUUCAAAAAUGUUUAUUCAAAACGAUCCCCGGAAAAAAGCCCGUUAUUGACAGCAAAUACGGACUAACGCUUAAACCGCUGGACUUCCAGGUGGCCGUAUCUGUUAGACAAUAG